AUUGUCACCUGUGGUUGUCAUAAUUCUAGAAGUUUCUUGUAAUUCUUUUCGAUUUUCUGGAAUAUAAGAAGUUUUACUGGGAGAAACAGCAUAUUAGUGCUAAACUGCCUUAUAUUCUGUCGAAUCAUAUUUUUAAGGUUAGAAAAUCAUAAUUUUUAAGCUUUUAAAAUGGCCAAAUGGGGCGAAGGAGAUCCUCGGUGGAUAGUUGAAGAACGCCCUGAUGCAACAAAUGUUAAUAACUGGCAUUGGACAGAGAAAAAUGCAAGCAAUUGGUCUCAGGAACGUAUUAAAAAUCUCUUCACAGAUGCUACAGUAACAUCAGAUCUAGCGGAUCUUAAAAUUAAAGAAGUAGAAAAAUGUGAAGGAGAAGCUUAUGCAAAUAACAGGAAAGGCAAAUUAAUAUUUUUUUAUGAAUGGAAUUUAGUUUUAAAGUGGGAGGGAAAAUUAAAAGAAGGAACAGGAACGAAACACAAAGGAAAAGUUACUGUACCCAACUUGUCUGAGGAAAAUGAUGUAUCUGAAUUAGAUAUACAAAUAUCAGUUAAAGAUAAUGAAGAAGAAGGUGAAGUUUUAAAAGAAAUAAUGCAGUCUGUGGGAAAAGAGUUUGUUAAGGAAAAAUUAGGAAACUAUAUAACAAGCUUGAAAGAAGAGUUCUCCAAAGGCAUGAUACUUCCAAGGAAAGAUGAGGUGGUAAACAAAAAUGAUAUAAACAAUCUCUCUUGUGGUUUUGAUAAGAAAAUAAAUAUGCAAUCAAAUGCGUCCAAAAAAGAUAGUAAAAAGGAGGUAGGAUUAAAAAUUGACACAUCUACAUUGAAACUAACACAAAAGUUCCAAUGUCGCGCAAGCGAAUUUUAUGAUGCAAUGACACGAAUAGAGAUGGUCUCGUCAUUUACACGAGGGCCAGUUAAGUUAGAGCCAGUCAAAGGGGGCAAGUUCGAAUUGUUUGGAGGGAAUAUAUCUGGACAUUUUGACAAACUUGAACCACCAACCAAGAUACAGCAGCAGUGGCGAUACAAGGCUUGGCCAGAGGGGCAUUAUUCUACUGUAGAAAUAACAAUUGAUGAAAAGGAGGAUCAUACAGAAGUACGAUUAGUACAAACGGGUGUUCCCCGUGGAGAAUUAGAAAAAAUAAGGGAAAAUUGGGAGCGUUACUAUUGGACACCGAUAAAGCAAGUCUUCGGCUUCGGUGCCUUUAUAACAGAUUCUGGAUUUUAAUGUAAUCAAUUUCUUAGGUCGUCUACAAUUAUCAAUUCGUGACAUGCUGAUAGCUUUAGUUUUAAUCAUUAUAUGAGACGAUUGUAUAAAUAUUAUAAAUCAGUAUCAAAAAACAGUGUACACUCUCGCCAUAAGUUAGGUAGCCAAAUGAUCGUAAUAUCUGAAUUUUGUAUUUAUUUAUUGAUGUAUUUACAGGAGGGUGGUCGUCAGUUUUAAUUAGUGCGUGGGGGAAUUAUUGUAGAAUUGAUAUAGUUAUCAAAAUAUGCCUCAAAUUUUUUUCCACAAUUUAAGAUUAUUAAGUUUUUUUAUUUUUAAUUUAAUUUCUCAUUUUUGAAUUUGUCCUUAAAUUCUGGGGUUGGAUGAUGUGCACACUAGGAAGCUAAAGUUUGUUGUUUUGGCAUAACUACAUUUUCAAAAAUAGGAAUAACAUUUGUAGGACUUUUGAAAAUGUUUAUAUUUGGAAAACUAGGCAAGAUAAAAGUUGUUGAUUUCAUAAUUGUGUAUACAAAGAAUAGAACUAACUUUUAGUAAUUGUUUAUUUUCAAAUUAAAUAACGCACUAAUGGACCACUCUAUAAAAUCUGCAUUUUGUUAUUGCUAUUACUUGGAAUUGAAUUUUUAAAUCCUACAAAAAAUGUUUCUUCUAAUGCUUGCUUAAUUUUGAAUUGUAAAACGUCACCUGUACAAAUUUUUUCUAAUUUUGUUUCUCCUAUAAUUACAAUGCUGCUGUUUAGUGGAUAAACAUUUGU
This is a messenger RNA of Agrilus planipennis (emerald ash borer), 1963 nucleotides long. Its product is annotated as activator of 90 kDa heat shock protein ATPase homolog 1. Gene Ontology annotation, molecular function: protein-folding chaperone binding; ATPase activator activity. The record is from RefSeq and is a predicted model, not a curated record. Gene Ontology annotation, biological process: protein folding; positive regulation of ATP-dependent activity. NCBI's taxonomy places the organism in Eukaryota, Metazoa, Arthropoda, Insecta, Coleoptera, Buprestidae. Gene Ontology annotation, cellular component: cytosol. The transcript has 5 exons. The coding region runs from base 169 to 1215 and encodes 348 amino acids.